Molecule: messenger RNA, 762 nt
Organism: Cinclus cinclus
Lineage: Eukaryota; Metazoa; Chordata; Aves; Passeriformes; Cinclidae
Product: C-signal-like
Exons: 6
Coding region: 1-762 (253 amino acids)
Source: RefSeq, a predicted model, not a curated record
AUGGAGGGCUUCAGCGUGGGCAGUGUCUUGCUGACCGGCUGCGAUGGGGGGCUGGGCCUGGGGCUGCUGAAGGGGUUGCUGGAGCAGCCCAGCCCACCUCGGCACAUCUUCGCUGCUUGUCUGGACCCUCAGGGCAAGGCUGUCAACGAGGUGGCUUUGGGUUUUCCCAACAUCAUGAUCCUGCCUCUGGAUGUGACAGACCCCAACAGCAUCAAGGCAGCAGUCGGGAAGGUGAGGGAGGAAGUGGGCAAUGCUGGCCUCAACCUCCUGAUUAACAACACCAGCACCACACGCCGCAGCACCUUGGCCACUGAGACAGCAGAGAACAUGAGCCUCGUCUACACCACCAACACCAUCGGGCCCCUGCAGACAAGCCAGGCCUUCAUGCCCCUGCUGAAGGAGGCAGCUGAGGCUGAAGGGCAGCGUGAGAUGAGCUGCAGCAGAGCUGCCAUCAUCAACAUCUCCAGCAUCCUGGGCUCCAUCGAGGUUGCAGAGGCUUGGGAGGAGAGGCAGGACAUCUGCUACCGCUGCAGCAAGGCUGCUCUGAACAUGCUCACCAAGUGCCUGGCCCUGGAGUACGGGAGCAGCGGGAUCCUCUGUGUGUCUGUGGAUCCUGGACAUGUGACACCUCCCUUGGAACAGGGGAUGGGCCCUGUGACAUUGGAGGUCAGCGUGCGGGGGGUCCUGCAGCUGCUGGCCCAGCUCUCAGCCACCAGCAAUGGCACCUUCUGGGACUGGAGAGGGCAGAGGCUGCCCUGGUGA